This is a messenger RNA of Sardina pilchardus (European sardine), 1229 nucleotides long. Its product is annotated as protein phosphatase inhibitor 2-like. Lineage: Eukaryota; Metazoa; Chordata; Actinopteri; Clupeiformes; Clupeidae. The transcript has 8 exons. Bases 77 to 1039 code for a protein of 320 amino acids. The record is from RefSeq and is a predicted model, not a curated record.
UAUUAUAAACGUUACAAAAAGAAACAACAAAAACAAGAGAAAAUGUUUUUCUCUUUCUGACAGCCUAUAGUUGUCCAUGGGAAUGGAUGAUCCUGGACCAUCGAAACCCCUGAAAGGUAUUCUCAAGGGCACGUCCCGUCAGCAAGAGCCCAUCGUGCACCAAAUGGACUGUCCGAUGAGCGCAUCCUCUUCGACUAGCCUACCUCAGUCCAACCUGCAGAGCAACAGCGGCACUGAUGUCGCUAACGCACAGGGUCGACAGCUGAAAGGAAUCCUUCGAUCAAAUCUCCGUGGCAGUGUGUCUGACUCGAACGGGAAGAAGCGAAAGCAGCAAAGAUGGGACGAAGGAAAUAUCCUUGCCACCAGCUGCCACUCAUGGCUGAAGACUGCUGCUGGGUGCAGAGACUCCAAAAGUGGACCACAUUUCUGCAGCAUAACCAUGUUGGAUGACGAAUUUGAAGAGGGCAGGUGUCUGUGUAUGAGCAAGAGGAAGAAGUCCCAGAGUUGGGAUGAAAUAAGUAUAUUGGAGACCCAGCACCCCAGCACGCCAGAUACUUCCUGCACACAGCCCUGGCACCGGGGCAUAGGGAACAGGACUUGUGUUGCUGAUGGUGUUGAAGAAGACUGCUGGAGUAUUGAGUGCUCUUCUGAACCACAGCCCAUGAGCCCUCAAGCAGAGCCAGAGCUUCAGACAGAAGAGUCACUUGAGUGCCUCCAGACAGCAGAGCAGGUGCAAGUCAUGGACACCUCACCUGCAGGCAUGCAUCUCUCCCUGGAGGCAGAGGCGCUGGAGGACAGCACAGACAAUGAGAGAGAUCUUGGAGAGAGCACACACUUUGAGGAGUUGAGGAGAGCAUACAUCAGGGAGUCCCGUCAGGUUCUGUUGGAUAAGGCCUUUGAGGCGCGAUGCAGCAAUGAGGAUGACAGUGACAAAGACACUCCUGACCUCCGUUCGGCUGACCUCAGUCUGGCCACAGCUGCCCACUCUGCUGAUGCUGCAGACACUGAUGGCAGUGAAUGGAGUGGUCAGACUAGCUAACAAAUCCAGACAGGAAACAGAGGGGCUGAAAAGCAAUGAUCUCUUCAGAUUAAUUAACAGUUAAUUCUGUGAUGUCUCAAGGUGUCUCAAAAGAUGUAACCUAAAAAUGGAGGAUUAUUCUGUGGCAACUUUUCAACUUCCUCAACUUUCAACUUCAUCAGAAAAGCAACCUCUCAAUAGACUUUGAACA